Molecule: messenger RNA, 1479 nt
Organism: Paralichthys olivaceus (Japanese flounder)
Lineage: Eukaryota; Metazoa; Chordata; Actinopteri; Pleuronectiformes; Paralichthyidae
Gene: rhbdd2
Product: rhomboid domain containing 2
Cellular component (GO): membrane
Molecular function (GO): serine-type endopeptidase activity
Source: RefSeq, a predicted model, not a curated record
ACCGGACAUCCAAUCGAGCCAGCCUUACUUAGGUUUCUGUGUUUACUCCUUCACAGUCGUGUUCGUGUUUCCAUCAGGAACAUGAUUUAUUAAUGACUGUAGACGUUUGAUUCAUCCAGAUGCAUCAGUUUGAGGAAGUAAACUGCGGACACCACGUGGAUGAGAGAGUACUUCCUGUUUCAGAAGGAGCGUGGAGUCGAUUGAAGCGCUGCUAGUUUGGUGACUUCCUGGUUAUCACUUGAAUCAGUUCAAUGUGAAUGACUGGAGUUAAAUAGUUCAAUGGCAGCAAUGGAUUACAUAAAAAUCAUCUCAGAGGUUGUAAAAGACAUUGUUCCUGUCAUCACCUGCGGUGUUUUCACUCUGGCUCUGGCAUCAUGUGUUUUAUUCUGUAUCCAAACAUACUUGAGCUUAACUCAGGGUUUCCUCAGUGUUGGAGCCGCUGUUUUCCAAAGUGGACACAUCCACAGACUUCUCCUGUUCCCCGUCUAUCAUAGAAGUUUAGCCCAGCUGCUCCUGAACGUCACAGCCCUGGUGUUCCUCUGUGGCAGCCUGGAGAGAGGUGUGGGCACCGUCCGCUUCCUGUCUGUCUUCCUGUUGCUGUCCACCACCACCGGCCUGUGUUACAGCUUCCUGGAUCUGCUGCUGCAGGACGACAGCAGCCAGACUCACACCCACACAGAGGGCCUGGUCCCUGUGGCCCUGGCCUGUGUGGCUCUGACCACCAUGCACACGAAGGUGACCAAAGGGUUCCUGUGUGGAGUCAGUUUCCCCACCAUAGCUCUCCCCUGGGUGUUCCUCAUCAUUGCCACUGCCCUCGUUCCUCACUGUGUGCUCCCCUGCAAUGUUAUCGCCAUUUUGAUUGGGUGGAUGUACGGGAAAGGAUGGUUCUCUCUUCUGGAUGUGUCAGAGGCCAGGGCUGGUGUUGUGGAGAAGCUGAUGCCGUUCAGGUUGCUGAGGAACAUCUGCGGUGUCCUGUUUGUCCCUGCCUCCAUAGAGGAAAGGAGGAAGACUCUACUUCCACAAAUCAAUCCAACACCAGGCUCCUACCCGGUCCAGGCGUACGCUCCUACAUCAAGCAUUAACUCUGCUGCUACUGUGACAUAUGAAGGCUGGCCCAACUCAAACAGUGCUCUGUCUGGUCCCACACCUCCUCUUCAUUCUCAUGGACAUGGAUCGACACAUAACUUUGGACUCAGUCACAGCCACAGCUGCAACCACAGCCACCACGGUCAUAGCCAUGGUCAGCUUUAGUUAUACAAGAAAAGCCAUAUCUUGCUUUAUUCACCACUCCAAAACCACAAUAAGUGAUAGUGCACCUACUGCAGCUCUUGUCACUGAGUUGUGUGGACUACAAAGUAAAAAAAAAAGGCAACUGACAAGAUAAUCUACCUUCUUGAAUUGUCAAAUGACAUUGAAUGUUUUAAUGUUACAGGUGACACUUGUGCAUACUUUUACAUUUUACAGUCUUGUAUUAUUUGU